AAUUGAGGAAAUCAGUGUUGCUUGGUGCUCAAUUGGUGCAGGUAGUGUGCUUAGAAAUCUGGUACAGCAGAGGUACCCGUCAAGCUUUGCUGGUCAGAGGGCCAAUUAUCGAGGAAUUUCAAAUGCAGCAAAGGAGGAAGGACUUGGUACUAAAACUGCACCCUAUUUCAUAGUAGAGAAAGAUCUACUUAAGAAGGAGCUUCUGCGUACCUCUGGAGGCCUUAUAGUUACUGCCGCUGCCUACUAUGCUGUUAAUCAGUUGAUGAAGAAUCUGGAAGUACCUAAGUCUGAAGCUCUUAAUCAGUUAAUGAAGAAUCUGGAAGUUCCCAAGUCAGAAGAUUUGGAAGAAGUUCCCAAGCCUGAGGAUUCCAAAGAUGAUCUUCAGCCUGAAUAUUUGGAAGAAGAUCUUGAUCCUGAAGAUUGGGAAGAAGAUCCUGAACCUGAAGAUUCGGAAGAAGAUCCCGAGUCUGAAGAAUGGAAAGUACCUACGGUUUCAAGCACAAAAUUCAGUGAUGUGAAGGGUGUUGAUGAAGCCAAAGCUGAGCUUGAGGACAUAGUUCAGUACCUACGUGAUCCCAACAGUUUCACAAGCCUUGGUGGCAAGCUUCCAAAGGGUGUUCUGCUUGCUGGCCCACCUGGCACAGGAAAGACCAUGUUGGCAAGGGCUGUGGCCGGCGAAGCAGGCGUACCGUUCUAAACGUGCAGCGGCAGUGAAUUCGAGGAGAUUUAUGUGGGUGUUGGGGCUAAAAGAGAAUGCAGGUGAUACAAAGACAGAGAGGCAGACACUGAAUCAGCUGCUUGUUGAAAUGGAUGGCUUCGAACAGAAUGAAGGGAUCAUCGUUCUCGCUGCGACCAACCUCAUGCAGUCACUAGAUAAAGCCGCUAUUAGACCCGGUCGUUUUGACUGCCAUGUUCAGGUUCCUAAUCCAGAUAUCGAGGGCCGGCGGCAGAUCCUCGAGGCUUGUAUGUCAAAGGUCAAAUCCAGGGGUGUGGAUCUGAUUGCCAUUGCGAGGGGGACACCGGGAUUCUCAGGUGCAGACCUUACAAACUUGGUGAACGUUGCUGCUCUUAAGGCUGCCAAAGAUGGGGCAGAAGCUGUUAUGAUGGAUCAUGUUGAAUACGCCAAGGACAAGAUCAUGAUGGGUAGCGAGCGCAAAUCAGCUGUUAUACCUGAUAAAUGCAGGAAGAUGACUGCGUACCACGAGGGAGGUAGGGCACUUGUUGCUUUGCACACGGAUGGUGCUCGCCCUAUCCACAAGGCUACCAUUGUCCCGAGAGGCAACACUCUUGGCAUGGUGAUGCAGCUGCCAGAGGAAGAAGAUGCGUAUAAAGUCUCAAGGAAAAAGAUGUUGGCAAAAUUGGAUAUCCUCAUGGGAGGUAAAGUGGCUGAGGAGCUUAUAUUUGGGGACAACGAGGUGACUUCUGGUGCCCUGUCUGAUCUAAGCGAGGCAACUAAGUUAGCGACAGACAUGGUCACCAAGUAUUGUAUGAGUCAGCAGAUUGGUCUUGUUUCCUAUGGCAAUGGUGAUGGUGAGAAAAUGGCAGCUUUGAGCGGGUAUACAACAGCCCUGGUCGACGAGGAGGUGAAAGAAUUACUGGCCAAGGCUUACAACAACGCGAAAAAGAUUGUCACGGCGCACAGUAGGGAGCUUCACGUGCUAGCUGAUGCCCUCCUUGAGCAUGGAACUCUCACUGGAGAUCAGAUCAAGAAGCUAGUUCCGCCUAGUAAAUAAAUGGGUCUAGCAGAAUCAGGGAACAGAUUCUUUGUCCUACCAUUGGACAGGCAAAACAG
Molecule: messenger RNA, 1792 nt
Organism: Lolium rigidum
Lineage: Eukaryota; Viridiplantae; Streptophyta; Magnoliopsida; Poales; Poaceae
Product: ATP-dependent zinc metalloprotease FTSH 4, mitochondrial-like
Exons: 5
Coding region: 729-1733 (334 amino acids)
Biological process (GO): proteolysis
Cellular component (GO): chloroplast thylakoid
Molecular function (GO): ATP hydrolysis activity; ATP binding; ATP-dependent peptidase activity
Source: RefSeq, a predicted model, not a curated record